Molecule: messenger RNA, 1932 nt
Organism: Orbilia oligospora ATCC 24927
Lineage: Eukaryota; Fungi; Ascomycota; Orbiliomycetes; Orbiliales; Orbiliaceae
Exons: 1
Coding region: 1-1932 (643 amino acids)
Molecular function (GO): oxidoreductase activity
Source: RefSeq, a predicted model, not a curated record
AUGGCUGUUUGGUCUUCCCUAAAGUAUGCCGUUGUGGCGUCCUGCGCCAUCGGCCUCACUCAGGUUGAAGGCCUGCCAACUGCCGCUCCCUCCACUGGCAUGACAGAAUGGGGUAUAGCUGAUAGACAUAGUCUAUUCGCCCGUCAGCAAAAUACUGUCAUUGUUACUGGUGCCCAGGGUACCAGUCCUUCCGCUAGACAGGUCUCCGUCCGCAAAGAAAUUAGACAACUUAUCAACAACCGGGAUCAGAGCGAGUUCCAUCUCUUCCUCCUGGCUCUCAGGAGAAUGCAAAAUAUGCGAACCGAUGAUCCAUUAUCCUACUACCAGAUUGCUGGUAUUCACGGCAGACCAUACAUGCCGUGGGCUGGUGUAACUGCUCCACGCGGUACUAACACCAACACUGGAUAUUGUACACAUGCCGAUGUCCUUUUCCUCCCAUGGCAUCGUCCUUACCUCUCUCUCUUUGAGCAGAGUCUUUGGAGCAGUGCCGCUGCUGUCGUUGAAGAAAUCAGACAGUCUGGUAACACCCAGUUGCAUAAGAAAUAUAAUGAUGUUCUUCCAUCAAUCCGACUUCCAUAUUGGGAUUGGGCAGCCGAUGCUUCGGUGCCACGCGAAGUUGGCGAAAUGCCAACCAUCCAAGUCGAAACCCAAAGGGGUAUGCAGACUAUUCCUAACCCACUUUACACCUAUAGAUUCCAGACCAACCUUGCCGAAUUUUCCGCUGUCCAACCUUUCGGUAGCAUGCGUGAGACCUAUCGCUGGCCUAGCCGUGUUAACACUGCAGAUGGAUACAUGUCGCAAGGCGCCGCUCUCAACAAUGCCAUGAGAAGACUUGCCGGUGAUCUAAGAAACAGAGCUUACCGACUUCUCAGCUAUGGUGACUUCAAUACUGUCGGCACCCGAGUAACCCCCCCUGGUCAGCCAGCUCGAGACUCUCUUGAAGGUCUUCAUGAUACCAUUCACGGAACUACUGGUUCUGGUGGACACAUGAGUUUCGUCGACAACGCUGCGUUUGACCCAAUAUUUUGGCUCCAUCACGCCAACAUGGAUCGUCUCUUCGCUAUCUGGCAGGCCGCCAACCCUGGUAGAUAUACCCUGUCGGGAUCUUCGGCCGGAACUUAUGCUAUCCCUCGUGGUACCCAAGAGCAUAUGAACCUUCAGAUGCCGCCCUUCCGUUCUUCUGAAAACACCUUCCACACGCCUGCUGGUGUUACUCGCCCUGAAAGCUUUGGAUACUCUUAUGUUGAGACUUUGAAUCAAACUCCAGGAAACGUUAUCGCCGCUGUCAACAGACUCUAUUCCACAGGAACACCAUCCGGAAAUCUUGGCACUGCUGUUCGCGCCGCUAAGCACAAGCGUUCGAACAUGAGACGCCAAGAUGCUAAGCCAGCUGAUACCUUGAACACACCACCUUCCGCAGACGCCCUCACUACAGUUCAAGACAAGGUUGUUGAAAACAAGAAAUACCAAGAUUGGGAGACUGAAAUCAAGGUCAACAAUGCCGCUUUGAAGAGCAGUUUCAACAUCCACGUCUUCCUUGGAGACGUUCCAAGUGACUCCAAGACCUGGGCCACUGAUAAGAAUCUCGUCGGUACUCAUUCCAUUAUCACCACCGUUGAUGGUGGCCAUAUGGACUCUGUCGUCGGUGGUACCGUUCCUCUUACUUCUUCCCUUCUUAACAAGGUUGUCGCCGGUGAGAUCAAGGAUCUUGAAAAGGAAACCGUUGUCCCAUACCUCAAGAAGAACCUCAAGGUCCGAAUCUCCUUGCCCGAUGGAGAGUCUUCUGAAAUUAAGUCUGUCGAUAAGCUUGUCGUUCAAAUCGCUGUCGCCACUGUCGCCCUCCCAGCUUCGAAGGAAGAAUUGCCAAGCUAUGGCAAGUACGAAGUUCAGUUUGAUGCCAUUGAUGUUCCAAAGGGUAACUUUGGUGCUUAA